Molecule: messenger RNA, 431 nt
Organism: Tinamus guttatus (white-throated tinamou)
Lineage: Eukaryota; Metazoa; Chordata; Aves; Tinamiformes; Tinamidae
Source: RefSeq, a predicted model, not a curated record
AUGGACGCGGAGUGUCGUGGGGCCAUUGAGGAGCGGGCACGAAGGCCCAUGGGCCGCGCCACGCCGUAUCCGCAUGGAUUUAAGUGUUUCACCUGCGAAAGGGCAGCCGAUAAUUACGAGUGCAACCGCUGGGCUCCGGACGUCUAUUGUCCAAGAGGUACCAGAUACUGCUUUAGCCAACACACGAUGAAGAUCACCGGGGAAAGCGUGUCCGUCACCAAGCGCUGCGUGUCCUUGGAGGACUGCCUGUCCGCGGGGUGCACAUAUGUAAGACACGAAGGAUACAAGAUCUGCACUUCCUGCUGCGAAGGAAGCAUCUGCAAUUUGCCACUGCCAAGGAACACAACGGACGCAGUGUUUACAACCCUGUCCCCCAUAAACAAAACGCAGAGACUCUCAGGCCCUGCGGUGCUGACAACGGCCUGUCUCUU